This is a messenger RNA of Penicillium cosmopolitanum, 1317 nucleotides long. RefSeq lists its product as uncharacterized. Lineage: Eukaryota; Fungi; Ascomycota; Eurotiomycetes; Eurotiales; Aspergillaceae. The record is from RefSeq and is a predicted model, not a curated record. Bases 1 to 1317 code for a protein of 438 amino acids. Gene Ontology annotation, biological process: carbohydrate metabolic process. The transcript has 9 exons. Gene Ontology annotation, molecular function: hydrolase activity, hydrolyzing O-glycosyl compounds.
AUGGAGACUACAGAGACUACCACUGAGCACAUUCGUGCAUUGCACAACCCGUUUUCCACACCACCACAAUUCGCGACUCCAAUUGGGUCCAUUCGGUCGCGAAGACCUGACUCUGCUGACAAUGGCCACACAGCUCGUCCUCGCAGGCGUUUCCGAAGUUCCCGACUGACCGGUGAAUUUGAAAAGCCCUGGCUGGAAGAUGGAAAAAGGAAACCAAAUUGGGACAGCAUUAUUUUCUACACUUGCUGUGCUAUUGCCCUCUGUGUUUCGGGCUAUAUUUGUUGGUCUGAGUAUGAGAAGGUUCCAAGACAUGACUGGUGCAUGAUUUUAGAUGAAGACUUUAAGACUUUGGACACCGCCGUCUGGAACCACGAGGUGCAGCUUAAUGGCUUCGGAACGGGUUCCUUUGACUGGACCACCACCGAUCCCGAGAAUUCCUACGUCGACGCCGAAGGCCUUCACAUCGUUCCAACCCUGACACUCGAAAGCACCCAUUAUACUGAAGCAGAACUUCUCAAUAACACUGUUUUGAAUUUGACUGCGGACGGGACCUGCACGUACUCCGAGCAGCGCGUGUCUACACUUGCGGAUUGGAGUGCAUGCGAGGUUAGAAGCAAUGAUACAUCCGGACAAAUCCUCAACCCGGUUCGAUCUGCUCGUCUCACUACGAAAGGAAAGAAGAGCAUAAAAUAUGGACGGGUUGAGGUUGUUGCAAAGCUAGCAAAGGGAGACUGGCUGUGGCCGGCUAUUUGGAUGAUGCCCGAGGAUUCUGUCUACGGCGAGUGGCCGAAAAGUGGUGAGAUUGACAUUAUUGAAGCACGGGGCAAUGAUGCGGAGACUUAUUCCUGGGCAACAAUAUUUACUUCCGACUGGGGUGCGCAGCGAACCAAGUACAGUGAAGGCUACCACACCUAUGGGCUGGAAUGGACUGAGGACUAUAUGUUUACCUGGCUCGACGGUCGAUUGAGGCAAAUCCUCUACUUUGACUUUACCAAAAACGAGAACAUGUGGACCUAUGGUGAUUUUGCCGGCAGUACUGUAAACAAGACUGUCCCUAGUGAUCCAUGGAGCCAGACUGGUCGCAAGAACACUCCAUUUGAUCAGGAGUUUUAUCUCAUUCUCAAUGUGGCUGUUGGUGGGACUAACAACUAUUUCCCGGAUCAAAUGGAUGGCAAACCCUGGGUUGAUGCGAGCGAAAGUGCUAUGAAAGAGUUCUACCUUGCCCAGAGCUCCUGGCUACCUUCAUGGGGGACCCCCGAGGAGCGCGGCAUGAUUGUCAAAUCAGUGAAGAUGUGGGAACUUGGGGCUUGUGCAUGA